Messenger RNA from Saccostrea echinata, 768 nucleotides. RefSeq lists its product as uncharacterized. The record is from RefSeq and is a predicted model, not a curated record. NCBI's taxonomy places the organism in Eukaryota, Metazoa, Mollusca, Bivalvia, Ostreida, Ostreidae. The coding region runs from base 1 to 768 and encodes 255 amino acids. The transcript has 5 exons.
AUGGCUAUAUCGAUACAAUAUUGGGCGAAUUAUACAGCCGAGGAACCGAAGUUGAUGAGAAAGUCGGAGAACGCCGUUAUUAGUAACCAUGUUCUAAAAUUUUUAUUUGACCAAGAGACGAAAAUGAUCCAUGCUGUUGUACAAGCUUCGAUGAGGAACACAUCAUAUAAAGUCACGGUAAGACCAAGAACCCAGACUUCAAUUAAAAAAGCAAAAAAACAAUGGAAGAAUUGUUUCCCCCUGCACGCCAAGAUUACUGCAUUAAAAUGGAUUCUUGAACCAGAGCCAUGUGAGCCAGGCCCACCUGUUCCUGUCAUUGAAGACCUGUUAACAUCACCAGAGUAUGUUCAUUCUGAUGCCCCUAUGGUAUGGUUAAGACAUGCAUUAUCCCUGUCAGAGGAAGCCAUUAAAAGAACAGCAUUUGCAACAAUUGGGCAAAGAAACAACCCGAUGUGGUCGAUUGUAAGAAAAUACGGAAUAACAGCUUCCAACUUUGGUACAGUUCUCAGUUCUAAGCAAAGACGAAUGACAUUGUCACUGAAGAAACAGCUUAUGUCGGCUUACAAUCUGGAGUCGAUCAAAGCUGUGGUAUGGGGUAUCACUCAUGAAGAUGAUGCUCUGAGAAAGUAUGAAAAAGACUUUGAUGCAGCUGUAGAGCAAUCAGGGAUAUGGUUGCAUGAAUCCGGAGUGUUGGGAGCUUCACCUGAUGGCUUAGUUGUACGACCACCAACAUGCAGUCAGUCAUUCUACAAAAACAUGACCAAUUAA